Messenger RNA from Cydia amplana, 1640 nucleotides. RefSeq names its product cytochrome P450 302a1, mitochondrial (gene dib). Gene Ontology annotation, molecular function: monooxygenase activity; heme binding; oxidoreductase activity, acting on paired donors, with incorporation or reduction of molecular oxygen. The record is from RefSeq and is a predicted model, not a curated record. The transcript is spliced from 8 exons. Bases 117 to 1640 code for a protein of 507 amino acids. NCBI's taxonomy places the organism in Eukaryota, Metazoa, Arthropoda, Insecta, Lepidoptera, Tortricidae.
UGCAAUGCGCAUCUUAUUUCGAACGCAUGAGUUUGUAAUAUGAACCUCAGUAUCGGGCUGCGUGUCGUGUUUACAGCUUGUUCUAUUUAGAAAACAAAUACUUUUUGCAAGUAAACAUGUACAAAAUAUCAACGGUAAUAAAAAGACUUGAAAUAGGGUCUGUUUGUGCAAAGUUAAGUUCAACGGCCGAGCGGGUAGUGCAAGAACAUGUUAUAAAAAUAAAACCGUUCGAGGAUAUACCUGGGCCUAAGAGCUAUCCACUUGUUGGGACAUUACAUAAAUAUCUGCCGGUACUAGGCGACUACAACGCCAACUCCCUAGACAAGAAUGCGUGGCUUAACUACCACCGGUACGGCAAUCUUGUCCGUGAAAAUCCGGGUGUCCGGCUACUCCACGUGUACGACCCGGACGACAUCGAGGCCGUGUUCCGGCAGGACGAGCGGUACCCGGCGCGGAGGAGCCAUGUCGCCAUGCUGCACUAUAGGCUCGGCAAGCCGAAAGUUUAUAGAACUGGCGGGUUGCUUUCUACGAACGGCCCGGACUGGUGGAGGCUUAGGAGCGCGUUUCAGAAGAACUUCACAAGCCCUCAAAGCGUCAAGGGCCACGUCGCGGACACAGAUGACAUUGUGAGGCAGUUUGUGCAAUGGGUCAAAACAGAGAACGUGACGUCUAACGAUGACUUCCUGGCGUAUCUGAACAGACUGAACUUGGAAGUAAUCGGCAAGGUAGCGUUCAACGAGCGCUUCAACAGUUUCUCAGAGGAAGAACAAGAUCGUCGGUCUUGCAGCAGUAUGACGAUUAAAGCUGCCUUCGGUUCCAACGCGGGGAUUAUGAAACUAGACAAAGGUUUUCUUUGGAGGAAAUUUAAGACGCCUCUGUACAGAAAGUUGGCUAAUUCUCAGGAGUACUUGGAGAAGGUAGCGAACAGAAUACUUUGGUCACAAUUUCGAUUCUUCGCAAUAGAUCCUCUGAACCACUCACUUUUGGCAUCUUUCCUACAACAAGAUAACGUCAAUUUGAAAGACAUUUUAGGAAUGAUGGUCGAUAUUCUAAUGGCUUCUAUUGACACGACGGCGUAUUCAACAAGCUUUGCCUUGUAUCAUUUGGCUACCAACCCAGAAUGCCAAGAGAAACUGUUCCAAGAGGCCCUUACAAUCCUACCAAGUAAAGACUCACCACUGACCCCGGAAGCAUUAUCAAAGGCGCAUUACCUACGAAGCUGUGUCAAGGAAAGUUUGAGGCUAAAUCCAGUGUCCAUAGGUGUGGGCAGAUUGCUUCAAAAAGAUAUUGUUUUGAAAGGAUAUCGUAUACCUAAGGACACAGUAAUAGUAACCCAGAACAUGGUGGCCAGCCGCUUACCCCAAUACGUGCGGGAACCCCUAAAGUUCACCCCGGACCGUUGGUCUCGCAACUCGCCGCUCUACGAGAACCUGCAUCCGUUCCUUAGCCUGCCGUUCGGCUUUGGGCCUCGGUCUUGUAUCGCUAGGAGACUUGCUGAGCAGAAUAUAUGCAUUACUUUGAUUAGGAUGGUACGUGAAUUUGAGCUCUAUUGGGCAGGCAAAGAACUUGGAAUCAAAACGCUGCUUAUCAACAAACCGGACCAACCUAUAAUGUUGGAUUUUAAAAAUAGAACUACGUAA